AUGGGUUCGAGUCAAUCCCGCGAGCAUGCCGGCCAUGCAGAGACACAAUCACAAACACAAUCCUACCGCGACCGAGACGACGACACGGUGACCGACGACACCGACUCGAGAAGUUUCCAAUAUGUCGCUCCGAUCCCAGAGCCUACGAUGAACGACGAUGACGAUGAUAUCGAUGACCCCGUACGAUCUAAUGGAAACGAAGCCGAAAAACAAGCGACCUGGAUGUCGCUGCCCAAAAAGUCCCAACUCGCCAUUUUGACCUUUGCACGUCUAUCGGAACCUCUCACGCAGACGUCCCUUCAAGCGUAUAUGUUUUACCAGCUCAAGUCUUUUGAUCCCUCGCUGCCUGAUUCGACGAUUUCUGCGCAGGCGGGUAUGCUACAGGCUUGUUUUACGGCGGCGCAGUUCGUUUCUUCCGUUUUUUGGGGGAGAUUGGCGGAUGCAGAUGCCGUGGGACGGAAGAAGGUGUUGCUUAUUGGACUGCUGGGGACGUCGAUAUCGUGUCUUGGAUUUGGGUUUUCCAGAUCCUUUGUGACGGCGGCGGUGUUUAGAACGCUGGGUGGCAUGCUGAAUAGUAACAUCGGGGUGAUGAGGACCAUGAUUGCCGAGAUGAUCGAGGAGAAAAAGUUUCAAGCUCGGGCGUUCCUAUUGCUGCCCAUGUGCUUCAACAUUGGAGUUAUCAUUGGUCCGGUGUUCGGGGGUAUGCUUGCUGAUCCGGCGGGUAGUUAUCCUGGUCUAUUUGGACCUGGGUCGGUGCUUGGGGGCAAGGAUGGAGUUUGGUGGAUGCAGCAGUGGCCGUAUGCGUUGCCGAAUGUGCUGAGUGGGAUAUUUAUCUUUUGCUCAAUGGUGGCUGUGUUUUUGGGACUGGAUGAGACACAUGUGAUUGCGCGGUAUCGCGAUGACUGGGGCCGGAACUUGGGCCGGAGACUCGCCAGAUCCGUCUCGAGAAACCGCAUCCCUCGAUACUAUCGACCUCUAACCGACCAGCCAGAAGACAAUUCCUUGUACGAUGACGGUGACGAGAACGAGUCUGCUCCGACUCCAACUCCCCCAAUCCGACCACAAUACAAACGCCCGACAUUCCGCCAAACCUGGACUCGGAACGUCCUUUUAACGCUGCUAAGCAACUUCCUGGUCGCCUUCCACACCAGCGCCUUCAACUCCAUGACCUUUACGUUCCUACCCACUCCCCGCGCCCCAGAAGGGAGUUGGCACGGUAUCUUCUUCGGCGGUGGGCUGGGUCUCCCGUCUCCACGGGUGGGUCUGGCAACGGCUAUCAUCGGGGUCAUCGGUCUCCCGCUCCAGAUCUUCGUUUAUCCCGGUAUGCAAGCCAAAAUGGGCACAUUAUCAUCCUUCCGCACCUUUCUACCUUUUUCUGCGAUUGCAUACGCAUUGGCGCCCUUUCUUGUGCUCAUCCCGCGUCAUCCGGCCCUCGUCUGGCCUGCGUUCACCUUCGUCGCGGCACUACAGGUUAUCUCUCGGACAUUCGCGCUGCCAGCUGGUAUCAUUCUUGUCAACAACUGCGUCACGAACCCUGCUGUUCUGGGUACGAUCCACGGGGUCGCACAGAGUGUGUCGAGCGGAGCACGCACGCUGGGACCAUUUGUAGGUGGUUGGGGAUUGGGAUUGGGACUGCAGUAUAAUUUCAUCGGAGGAGUGUGGUGGUUUUUGGCGCUGGAAGCGAUGGCCGGGUGGUUGUUGUUGUGGACGAUAUACGAAGGAAGAGGGAUUGGAAGGUGA
Aspergillus chevalieri is the source of this 1740-nucleotide messenger RNA. Its product is annotated as putative MFS multidrug transporter. The coding region runs from base 1 to 1740 and encodes 579 amino acids. Lineage: Eukaryota; Fungi; Ascomycota; Eurotiomycetes; Eurotiales; Aspergillaceae. The transcript is spliced from 2 exons. Gene Ontology annotation, biological process: transmembrane transport. The record is from RefSeq and is a predicted model, not a curated record. Gene Ontology annotation, molecular function: transmembrane transporter activity.